Molecule: messenger RNA, 3354 nt
Organism: Dipodomys ordii (Ord's kangaroo rat)
Lineage: Eukaryota; Metazoa; Chordata; Mammalia; Rodentia; Heteromyidae
Exons: 30
Coding region: 1-3354 (1117 amino acids)
Molecular function (GO): protein binding
Source: RefSeq, a predicted model, not a curated record
AUGAUACUUCGAGCUCAGACUUGUCCAGCUGGACAGUGGCUUUCAGUCAAGCAGGGGCUGCAGAAGGCAGAGCCUCUGGCCUGGCUGCGGCGUGCCUGCCUCCCACGCCAGAGAACGCCAGGUCACUCCAUCACCGCCAAGGAGACGAACCCAGGAAGGACACCACCUCACCAUGCAGACCUGGCCACAAGCCCAGGGGUGGAAAAGGAGCAUGAGAAGAGAGGAAGAGCAUUAUUGGAUAUGGAAACUUUUAAACACAUGAUGAAGCAGAGUAUGAAGACACAGGAUAUAAUGGCUGCUCAGAUUCCAACCAACAAUCCUCAUUCCAGACAUCAGGAAGAGAGUAUUGAACAAAUAGAACAACUUUUCAUGAAAAUAGACUACGAAGCAGUGGGGGGAAUUCAGUGGGAUGGCUUCUGCACAUAUCUGCAACUGCAGUAUUUGGAGCAGGCCAGUGCUCUGGCCCGACAGAAAGAGGCUUCUUUCCUGCUGCCUGCUCUACCUCAGAGGCUGUCCCAUGGGGCCCCCGUGCUGCGCAUGCUCUCUAUGCCUGAUGACACCUUAAUCGUGAUCAAAGAAGAUGGAGCUAUUUAUUUCUGGUCCCUGCAGCUGAAGUUGAAAAGAAAAAAGUGGAUUUUUGGAAAAUCCAUCAGGCAGAACCCCAGGUGGGUGACAGAUGUUGUCAGCAUGCCCCAGUACAAUAAGCUGAUCAUUGGGACUGGAAGCCGUGAGCUACAGCUAUAUGAGCUCUCCAACUUGGAACCUUACUGUCAGAUUGGUGGCCUGGGUGCUGUUCCCCUGAAACUGGACUUCUGCUCCAUGGCUCCUGACAAGUGCCUGAUCCUCUACGGAGAUGACCAGGUCAGUGUAGGAGAAGAACUGAGUCAAGGACCAAACACCCACCUGGUGUCCUUUCCAGAAAAAAUGGGGGGCUUAGCAAAUCAGGGCUACAUUUUAUUUCAAGUAUCGUUUUCGGUUUCUGCUCCUUUCAUCUUUGUGGCUGACUACCUCAACUGCCUGCUGUGUACCUGGUGGGCCAUGCAGCAAGCAGAUGUGCACACAGAGAGCCCCUGCCCCGAGCUGGCUGUCAUAUGGCUAGAAGUGGCUUCUCUGGAGACAUAUAGCUUCAUUGGCUAUACCAAGGGUGUUUUAUGUAUGGCUUUCAAGGCUGCUGCUACUGCUGCUGUUGCGAUGGUGGCUGGAUGUGUGAACAUUCUGAUUUUGGCAUCUGUAGGUGAAUUAUUAAGAACUUGGAAGAAGAUGCCCAAAGUCGACAACAUGCCAACCAUUACUAUUCGCACCACUCUCACCUCUCCAAAUGUAAACUACAUCCGAUGGAAAGUGCAUGGAGACUGGGUUACUCAGCUGAACUACUAUGACUCUAUGAAAGCCAUCAUUUCCAGCUCCAACCACGAGCCCACAGCUCUAGUAAUAGGGUGCACAUUGGGAACGACAAAUGUCAAGCAAAAGAUGAAAGAGAUGAUACAUGUGGGAAAAGAUGUCAAAAUCAGGGAAGGCUCGGCCUCUCCCGCCGUGCCUCAAAAACGGGCAGAAUGGGAUCAAAUGGUUUUUCACAUCUAUAAAGGAGUCAAAGUGUUUUCGUUCUGCAAGAGAAAGAACUUGCUGCUGACGGGUGGCAUGGAUCGGAUCAUUAGAGUCUGGAAUCCCUAUAUGCCCAGAAAGCCAACAGGUAUGCUGAGAAGCCACACGGCCCCUGUGAGCUACAUCCACAUCUCCUCGGAGGACAGCAAAAUAUUUUCUAUGUCCAUCGACAACACUGUCAAGAUUUGGGAUCUGGAGACCCACAGCUGCUUGUUCACAGCCUCCUCCAAAGCCAGUGGUAUUAAGGGGGAGUUUGCAACCUGCCUUUAUCUCCCUGGCCCCCAAGCCCUGUGUGUGGCCACUGAUUCUGUAGCACUCCUGCAGCUGAGACUAAGGUCUGCCCCAGAGCCCCAGCUGGUGCUUUCUCACCAAGAGCCUGUGGUAUGCUGUGGAUAUAACCUAAUCUUCAGGCAUGUGGUCAGCUGCUCAGAAGCAUCCGUAGUGAAAGUGUGGGACUUGGACACAGGAAGACACUUAUCUGAAUUUAUUGGAGAUCAUGACAAUGCUGGAAUUACUUGUCUGACCUUUGACUCCAGCGGAAGAAGGCUUGUAACCGGAGGCAGAGAUGGCUGUCUGAAAAUCUGGAGCUAUAACAAUGGACAUUGCCUGCACACCUUGAGACACGAUGAGAAACAAAGUGAAGUCUGCGAUUGCACCUACCUGGAGAUAAACCAAAAGAAGUAUGUCAUAGCGGUUGGAUGGGAUCGAAGAAUAAAUGUGUACUUUGAUGCCCCACAUGACUUUCAUCACUUCUGGAAGCCGCAGCCUCCCUGGCAGGAUGACCUGAACCAUGGGCACAAGGAGGACAUCCUCUGUGUGGCUCAAUGCCCACCUUUUCUUCUGGCCACCUCCAGUUAUGAUGGAGAGAUUAUCAUUUGGAAUGUCAUCUCAGGCCACAUAUACUGCAAGCUGGACACUCCUAGCCAUGUGGAUGGCCUGGAUCAUUCCCCAGGCCCAGACCAAAGUGUCUCUUGCCUCACUUUCCUAAAGACUCGGGCAGCCAAGUUGGACUCGGUAGCUGCUUCUCUCAUGGCCAAUGGGCCUGGAGGUUCUGUCACCUUCUGGAAGCUAUUUGGUGGCGCUGGCCUGGUGGCAGACUUCACUCCUGUAAAUGUGAACUUCUGGAGGGCCCAUGUCAACACAGUGACAUCUUUGGAGCUGAUUGAGGAAGAAAACAUUUUACUAUCAUCCUCACUCGACCACACCGUGUGCCUGUGGAGCAGGGAUGGGACACGCAUAGGUACCUUUGGGCAGAAUAUCCCCUGGGAUAUUUUUACUCCUACCUCCUGGAGUCAUCCAAGAAGCCCUGAUGAGAUUCUGAAAGAUUCCCAGAGCAUGACAGCUCACCCUGUGCUGGAAGGAGAUGCUCUUGCUGGGCACAAAGAAGCACAGGAGGAGCAGAACAACAUGAUAGAGGAGAAGGUCCCUGAUGAGGUUGAAAAGAUCUAUAACCUUCCUCCUCCAGAAGAUCCCAAGGUUGAGGAUGAGGUGCAAGAAUGUAUGAACAAACAGUCUUCAUUUUUCCAUAGCAGGCUACAGCCAGCACUGAACAGGCCUUGCAAUAGAGUGCCAGAGCCCAGGUGGCCCAGCAUUUACCAGAGACUCCGGUGCCAUGAGAUUGCCUGCGUGUCUGUCCUUGGGGAGAAGCCAGAUUUGUCUAUUAUUGGCUCGGAUUUGUUCGAUGUGAAUUUCCGCCCGCAGGAAGAAGUGGAGCUGCCCAGAAGGAGCACUGAUCCUCUGUCUGAGUGCUAA